This is a messenger RNA of Trypanosoma cruzi, 6414 nucleotides long. RefSeq lists its product as uncharacterized. Lineage: Eukaryota; Euglenozoa; Kinetoplastea; Trypanosomatida; Trypanosomatidae. The transcript has a single exon. The record is from RefSeq and is a predicted model, not a curated record. Bases 1 to 6414 code for a protein of 2137 amino acids.
AUGAAAAGGAAAGUACGCCGUCCUGUUCGGAGACCCCGGCAUGUUGGCUUGUCGCUGCCAAAGCUGGCGAAUCCCGUACAGGAGACGGAAACAGAUGACGAGGAUGGCAAUGCGCCGUUGGGCACAUCGUUCUCACCGUCGCUUCAGGCGCAACAAUCCGUGAGGCUUGCCAGCACAAGUUUUAAAUUUUCCCGUGCCGUAUCACUGAGCCGCAGCAACACGAGCGCAACGGAGAAUAUUGAGGGUGAAUUGUGGUACGUGACAUCAAACAUGGGACCAGGGAAGCGCGCCACAUUGGCGAUGCAAUGGGUGACGUGCGACGAUCACAAACUGACGGUUUCAAGCGGCUGGAGCGAACGGGGUCGUAUAAUAGACAUGAUGCAAUUUGAUGGGAUUCGUGUCAUAUUUAGUUUUUCCCACGUGCACGAGCACUUUGCCUCCUCGCGUCAGGCUCCAAUAACGAGAAUUGUGCGGCGGGACGAUAACGGCAACUCCAUUUAUGUAAACGUCUGCAAAAAAGAUAAAGAGUACAGUAGAAACGAUUAUCAGCCACCACGGAGAGCCAUGCGAGAAUUCCGCCUUUGUGAAGGGAAGCUAAGGCCACGGUACUACUACUUUGGCAUUGAGUUCAGUGAACAUCGGGAUAACACCGGCGCACCCCGCAGACGGCAGCGACGACUGAUUAUUUUCGCAACGGACAUAAAAAGUGACCAGCAGGCGUGGUUGGAUUACUUCGCGUCGCUGGGGGAUCUCAAGUGCCGUUCCAUUUCAAGAACAAGUAAUACCCACGGCUGUUUUUCCGUGCAGGACGAGUCGCAUUGUCAGAGCUUGCAGGAGCCACAAAGUGUGGGGCGCCUGAACCUCGAGGAAAGGGACUGGGGCUCCUCUCGGUCAUACGAGCCGCUCGAGUUUGCUGCCACGGGACGCCCCGGCAGUGAGUCUUCCCCUUUUCUGGUGGAUUUUGAUGAACUUUCGGAGUCCCACGCAUCCGCUUUCCCUCGUUCCCGCCACAAUGAACAGUUGAGGAAUUAUUUAAUCGCUCAACUGACAGAUGAGGAAACACGUUUGCGUAAGACACUCUUCGUGGAAGAGGAAAACGACAGACGACGACUGUGCGCCGUUCGACAAGCGUUGCUUUUAGCAUUUAGAGAGAAUAAUUCAUUCUCCGCAUGGACAUCCACGCGACUGGCCAAGACGGGUACAACCGAUGAUGCCACACUCGCAGCAUGCGGCUUAUUUUUUCCUCAGUGCGAAGAGGUCUCACCGGAAACAAGUCAGUGUGAGGAGUUUAUAACUGACACUAUCAAAAUGCUACAACGAACAAUAACCGAGAAAAACAAUCAUAUAAAUGAUAUAAAAAAAGAGCUGGAAGAGUUACGAAGGCAAUUAACUGUUGACAAAAACAAAAUCCAAACGUUAGAAGAGAAACAACGUACAAAUGUAUGCAACAAAGAUGUAAAUGGAAAAAAGGGAAACAAGGAAGCAACAACGCCUCCAAAUAAGCCAGGGGGCCAAGAAGCAGACGACCGUGUGCGGCAUCUUAUUGGUACUGUGCAGGAACUAAAAGAGCGGCUUCGGGCGACCGAACUUGCCCGCACCGUCUUAGAAAAACAGAACGAACGCCGACGCCGUGAGCUGGAGGAGCAACUGGCGCAGCUGGGCACCGAGAGGGAUGCGUUGGCGGAGCGUGUGCGUGAGCUAGACACGCGACUGGGCAGUGCGACCGUCUCUCUGCAUGACGCGGAGCAUGAGUGCGAAUUGGUGGCCGGGCUGCUUGGAGUUCCGACGGUGGAGGCCGGUCGUGAAAGCGAUGCAUCCGUUGCGGGCCGCCUACGGUGCGUCUCUGGCGCUGUGCGUGAGCUGGGGGAGCAGAACGAGCGCCGACGCCGUGAGCUGGAGGAGCAACUGGCGCAGCUGGGCACCGAGAGGGAUGCGUUGGCGGAGCGUGUGCGUGAGCUAGACACGCGACUGGGCAGUGCGACCGUCUCUCUGCAUGACGCGGAGCAUGAGUGCGAAUUGGUGGCCGGGCUGCUUGGAGUUCCGACGGUGGAGGCCGGCCGUGAAAGCGAUGCAUCCGUUGCGGGCCGCCUACGGUGCGUCUCUGGCGCUGUGCGUGAGCUGGGGGAGCAGAACGAGCGCCGACGCCGUGAGCUGGAGGAGCAACUGGCGCAGCUGGGCACCGAGAGGGAUGCGUUGGCGGAGCGUGUGCGUGAGCUAGACACGCGACUGGGCAGUGCGACCGUCUCUCUGCAUGACGCGGAGCAUGAGUGCGAAUUGGUGGCCGGGCUGCUUGGAGUUCCGACGGUGGAGGCCGGCCGUGAGAGCGAUGCAUCCGUUGCGGGCCGCCUACGGUGCGUCUCUGGCGCUGUGCGUGAGCUGGGGGAGCAGAACGCGCAUCAACGCCUUGAGUUGGCUGAAGCGGAGUCCCGUCGUGUGCUUGAGCUGGAGUUUGUUCAUAUCUUUUCUUCGCUCUUUGUUGAUGAACGUAAUGCAUUGCGUAGUGAGUGUUUUAAGGUGUGUGCCGAGUUGGAAGAGUUGAAACGUUCGUUUUCGAAGAUUUCUGUUUCCGUUAACGAUGCUGUGGAGAAGUUGGGUUGUGCUCUGCAUGGUGUAUCGACGAGUAAUAGCGGUGGAGAUGUUUGCGUGUGUAGGGGUGUUGACGUUAUUUCCUCUUCUAGUCUCGUGGAUCCUGCUGCUGUUGGAGCGGUGGCGGUGAAGUUGGAGCGGCUGGCGUCUGUGUGGCACACGGUCGGCCAGGGUCAGUAUGUGGCGUGUGCGCGUUAUUAUGAGGUGACAUGUGAGUUGCUUCGAGAUGUUUUUCAAGCGUUGGGCUUAGUGGCGCCUUCUUUUUCGUUCCAUGCGCCGUUUGGCGCGAGGGAGGAGGCUCUGCAGGAGUUACUGACGUGGACGAGUACCCCGCAGGACUGCACGAAUGUCGAUGGGAAUGGAGGGUUGUUGCUGGCGCGCUAUGAAGAGACAAUGGCAGCGGGAAUACGUGCUGUGGAGACCGACGUGCUGCAGCGUGUGCGGCUUGCCGCGGAUCGUAUUUUGAGGGUGCGUCUUGCCUACGAAGCCGUUGGGAAUGCGUUGGGGGAUGGAAGUGUGCGAAUGGCUACGGACACGAGUGACGGCGAGGACGACAGCGUCGUUGCGAAGAUACGCGAAUUGCAUGUGUGCCUGACGGACUCGCUGGAGUCGCUUGUCGCAUUUAUCGGAGAUGACACGGGAGGUGCGACGCGGCGGCUCCACGACGGUGUUUCGUUUGAAGCGAUGGUCAAGGAACUGAUGAAAGAAUGUCGCAGUGCCUCGGCGGCAUUUGUGGACAUCACGUCACUGGUGCGAGAUGGAGUGGAGGAGAAGGAAGAAGUCCCGGGCGGCGAAGCCACCACCACCACCACCACAAACAAAAAAAACAACCCUAAACCUCUUGUUUGCUGCUAUGAGGACCUUGUGGUAUGUGUGCGGCGCUCGUUGACGCGGGCUCGCGGUGAGCGGGAGAAAAACAAGCGUCUUUGCGAGGAACUACGUCGUGUACUCGCCACGACAACAGGUACGGUGAGCGUUGCGGCGCAGUCUUCGCUCCUUGGAGCUUGCCUGUCACAUGCUGACGUUGCCACGGAUAAUAUCAGCUCUUUUUCGGAUUCGCUUGCCAGUCAGAAGGCGAAACAGUUGUUUUCUAAAGAGGAGUUGGUUGGUUCGGGAGAUUCAGAUUCGUGCCAGUCGCCGUUGGGGUCGCGGCAUUCCUUUGAGAUUGUGCACCAGGUGCGAAGCCACAUCGCCUCUAAGGUGGCGGAGGUACAGGAGUUGCGCACAGCCGUCACGACGAGUGUGGAGAAGCUUGGCGGUACUGUGACCUCCCCCAGCGUCGCAUCACACGUUAUUGCCAACGCGUUGCUGGAUGUUGUGCGGGAGACAAGCGCAUCCAUUGCAGACGUGCAAGCCCUUAUCGAUCCCGAUGCCGCCGCGGUGCGCUCGGGCCCUCCGCGGCUACGCGACCUCGUUAGCUGCCUCCAGGUGAAGGUGGACGAGUGGGAGACGAGUAUGCGGGAGGCGCGGGAACUCGUGAAUUCCGUCAUGAAUGUGAAUGACCCGAACUAUUCUCUCGCCGCAUCACCCGGUCGCUCACUCACGCGUAAAUCGAAACCGAAGCCGGUGGUGGCGGGCAGAGGUGACGAGUCGCUCUCGCUUAACCGCACGUUCCCGGUGUCGUCUGAAAGUGGUUCUAUCGGGCAACUCCCGGACGGGCGCAGUGUUGCCGAUGCGUCCCCGCGGAAGAACCGUGCGUUUACCCCUUUUUCCAGCGAAGCGGAGGGUGGCGGGAUGAGAGGCAAGUUUGUGCAGGACGCCGUUCUGGAAAUACGCGCCAAACUCAUCGGUAUCCGACAGCUAACAAACGCAUGCGCCACCGCCGUGUGUCUUAUGGGCGGCGAGGAGGGUUUAGAGAGGCAGGCGCUCGAUAUACUGCCGGUGCAACUUCUGCAGCGGGCUCAGGAGGUGAACGAGGUGAUUCAGUUGACGCAGGACGCCGUCUCUCUUCUUGACGGCACGGAGGGGGAAGUGGGGGGGACGGCUGGCGGUGUUGCCGCCAGUUCCUGUCCAUCCAUCCGUACACGUGUGCGGCGCCUCGUUGAGGGCAUGAAGGCACUUAAGGACGAGAAUGAAUCGCUGCGGCUGCAGGAAAUCGCCUCCCUGAAACAAAAGGCAUUUCUUCUGCAGGACUUUGAAGCGAUGCGGGAUAAAUUCGCAAGUCAAGAAAAGCGGCUCGGCGAAGAGUAUCAAAAACUGUUAGGGGAAUGCAAUGAACUUCGCGGGACGAUUGACCGUCGCAUGCAAGAAAUCCAGGAGCGGGACGACACACUUGCGAAGCAAGAGAGGCGGAAUACCGAACUUGAGGAGGAGCGUGAGAGGCUCCAUGCCGAGUGCGAUCAGCUUCGGCGGCAGAUAACGACAUUACGUGUCACGCGGGACGAUUUGCAGGUGUUGGAGGCGGGUCCGAAAGAGGCAGCCAUCAUUCUGCGAAGAGCGUCAGCGUUUUUGUACGGACGGCUCCAAAAAGCCAUAAAUCAAAUAUCAGCGGUUUCCUCUUCUUCCUCUUCCACCUCCACCUUGUGGACAGCGGCAGAGGAAAAAGUCACUGAGAAUCAUCUACAAGAAGAUAAACCAGAGGGCAUCGUAAAAGCACUUGAUGUCAAUGAUGCGUCUGUUUCUGCAGCGCAGUUGAUGGCAGAGAGCGGCCGCGAACUGCGUCGCUGCGGGCAGGCCAUUCAGCAGAUCGAGCUUCAUUUAAGAACUGAGACGCAGCUGCGUCAUUGGGUGCGGUGGGUUUGUGUGCGGACAAAGGAAGAAGUGGUUAGUGAGGAGGCAGCUGUGCGCACACUCCUGCGUGAGGCCUGUCGUAAUGGAGCCGUGCUGCUGAGCGAAAAAAUGCGGGUGUUGAAGGAGCGGGAUGAAAUGCGGUGCCUCCUGCAGCAGCGCCUUGAAGAGUUGCUGAGCAAACACGAUGAGGAACGCGCGGCGUGGAAGCGACGUCUGCAGGAUUUAAACGAGACACAACAGUUGCCCUUUUGCUCAAGUUCUGCGGCGAGUAAUGUGGCAACAGUGAGGGAAGGUGCCUGUGAAGUGCAGCGGGAGGGCCCGAGAGCCCACAGUCGUCUCGAACAGUGGAUAAUUGAGAACACGACGGCGCCGUUGCCCAACGCGUCCCUGCAACGAGCAGCAGCAGCAGCAGCGGCAGCGGCGGCGGUGGUGGUGGAGAAGACGACGGAGAUGUGCGGUGCCCCACUGGAGUGCGUACCGGCCGCCCUCGAGUUUAUGCCGGCCGUUGGCGGCGACGGGGCGGCUGGCGAAUGGCGACCGGAGGAACCGCUCUCCGACGGCGUGAAGUGUGUGCAAAAACUCGCAGAGGAUCUUUCACGAUGCCGAGUGCUUCUGCAGGAACAGUUAUUGAUGAUGGGCGAAGACAACGACGAUGAUGUCUCGCGAUCUGAAAAGCGACGGGAUGACGGGGCGGAUCAGAGAGCGUCCCUCUCCAGACUUAUGGAGCGACACAAGAGUUCUCUGAAGAGACUUGUCUCUGAGCGUGCGGCGCUGCACGUUGCGUGGCAGACGGCACAAAGUGAAGUUUUGAGGCUUCACCGCGAACUGCAUGAGGGCGAAGCGAGAUAUACGCGCGACACGGAGGAGGCGGGGCGCCGCAUCGGCGAUCUCCGCGCUAUUGUGCAGCAGAAACUUGUCGCGGACGCGAAGACGGAGCGGGAAAUGGAGGAGAUCCAGUCGGUGAUGGACCAGCACCUCGCUGUUCUUUACAGUUACGCCAAAGAAGAGGAGGCAGUGACACGUCACCUGCAUGAGUUAUGCCGGUUAAUGCGAUCCAAGACGAACGUCCAAAAACAACACGCCCGACUGCAUUUUUAG